Myotis brandtii (Brandt's bat) is the source of this 7517-nucleotide messenger RNA. It is a transcript of the gene PLCXD3, whose product is annotated as phosphatidylinositol-specific phospholipase C, X domain containing 3. The transcript has 4 exons. The coding region runs from base 222 to 1187 and encodes 321 amino acids. Gene Ontology annotation, molecular function: phosphoric diester hydrolase activity. Gene Ontology annotation, cellular component: synapse. Lineage: Eukaryota; Metazoa; Chordata; Mammalia; Chiroptera; Vespertilionidae. Gene Ontology annotation, biological process: lipid metabolic process. The record is from RefSeq and is a predicted model, not a curated record.
AGCCUCAGCUUGGGCAGAGUCUGGCGGAGGCACUGGGGAGCAUGGGGUGUUUGGAAUAAUUACUGAAACCCGCGUGUGUCUGCGCCAUCCUGUGGGUGUGGCGCAGAGCGGAGUGUAAACUCUAGCGGGGCUGGAGCACACACUGGAUUAGUGGCAGCAGCCUGCCAGCCUGCCAGCGAGCAGUGCGGGACCCGCAGCGCAGCGCGCACGCCACCUGCACGAUGGCCUCGUCUCAGGGGACGAACGAGCUCAAAUUGGCCGACUGGAUGGCAGCUCUCCCGGAGAGCAUCCACAGCAUCCCCCUCACCAAUUUAGCCAUCCCAGGAUCUCACGAUUCUUUCAGCUUCUACAUCGACGAAGCCUCUCCAGUAGGGCCUGAACAGCCAGAAACUGUCCAGAAUUUUGUCUCUGUUUUUGGAACUGUGGCCAAAAAGCUGAUGCGGAAAUGGUUAGCCACGCAAACGAUGAACUUUACUGGUCAGCUAGGAGCUGGGAUCCGUUAUUUUGAUCUUCGAAUUUCCACCAAGCCCAGAGACCCCGACAAUGAACUCUAUUUUGCUCAUGGUUUGUUCAGUGCCAAAGUCAAUGAGGGCCUUGAGGAGAUCAAUGCAUUCCUCACAGAUCACCGUAAGGAGGUCGUGUUCUUGGACUUCAAUCAUUUUUAUGGAAUGCAGAAAUAUCACCAUGAAAAAUUGGUCCAGAUGCUGAAAGACAUCUAUGGAAAUAAAAUGUGCCCAGCAAUUUUUGCACAGGAAGUGAGUCUAAAGUACCUGUGGGAGAAGGACUACCAGGUGCUGGUCUUCUACCACAGUCCCGUGGCUCUGGAGGUGCCCUUCCUCUGGCCUGGGCAGAUGAUGCCAGCACCCUGGGCCAACACCACAGACCCGGAAAAACUGAUUCAGUUCCUUCAGGCGUCCAUCACUGAGAGAAGAAAGAAGGGCUCGUUUUUUAUAUCUCAGGUGGUGCUGACGCCCAAAGCUAGCACUGUGGUCAAAGGGGUGGCCAGUGGCCUCAGAGAAACAAUCACAGAAAGGGCUCUUCCCGCCAUGAUGCAGUGGGUCAGCACGCAGAAACCAGGAGAGAGCGGCAUCAAUAUUGUCACUGCCGAUUUUGUAGAACUUGGUGAUUUCAUCAGCACUGUCAUAAAGCUCAACUAUGUCUUUGAUGAAGGAGAAGCCAACACUUGAUAGUACCAUUUUGAGCAUUCAUGAAUAAGAUAGAGAAGACUCAUUGUAUUAAGCAUAUUAUCUAGAAACACUCUGAUCUUCCUAUUCCACUGAGUGAGGGAAUUAGGGCUGGCAGUGGGUGGGAAAAGGGGAAAUCCAUUUCUUGAGUGGUUAUUGUCAUAGUCUGCAUUAGUAUAAAUAUUUCAUUUCCCAUUUGAUGAGCAAAAUCUACUUCUAGUGUUAGAGAUUUAAAAAAAGACCAGUGACAUUUGUUUUUCAGAAUUAGUCUUUGUAAUGUAUAACUCACAAGUGUUGACUUGAUUGUGUUUCUGAUUUCAACCUAGAUCUGCUAUGCUCUCUGUAUCUUCUAACGGAACCUUUUGACCCCACCCCCUUACUCACUCUUCUUAAUCAGAUGCUGUAUGGGACUCAAAACAACUGACUGUCCCAACAGAAUGUAUAUUGCAUUGUUGUAGUGAAAUUUAUUUGUUGUGUGGGACAUGGUAUAAUAUUCUGUUGUCAUCUGCAAUUGGGCAAUCAUUGCUAACUCUUUGUCAUAGAAAAUAUGCAUCAAAACAGUUUCCCUGCAUCAGUAAUAUUGAAGGCCAUAAUCAGUGAUUUUUUGUGUCAUACAAAAAUAAUAGUGUUUCACUGUAUUUCUAUUUAAGGCAGCUAUAAAUAUAGAGUAAAUAAUUCUUUGGAAGAACUACUUGUGCCAACUUUAAAUGGGGGGACUGGGAAGAGAUGGUUGCUAAUUUAAUUCAAGAAUCCCCUAGUAACAUUGCCCUACAGAUGCCCAGUAAAUGAAAAAUUAUGAAUGAAGAGUGUGUUAAAAUCAGAGAACUCUGCAAAGAACUCUUACAAAAGCUCUCCUGACAAUUCUCUUGAUUGAAAAGGGGUUGAGGGGUAGGGAGAGAAAAGGAAGAAGAAAGAAAUGAAAGAUUGUUCUAGCUUUCCUAUCAAAUUAGGAUUUCUAAAUAUGUAAUUCUAAAUCCCAGAUUUUGAGGACCAUAUUUCAAGCUUUACUUGGAGGUUUUUUUAAAAAAUUAAAGUUGAAAAAGGAGGAAGGGUGGCAGAAGGACUCAAAGCAAUGCUUUUGAAACUCUGUCCAUGAAGUUUCAAGAAUCCAUGAACCAUCUUUAGCAGAUUCUCAAAUAUGUGUGACCUGAGCAGACUCUACUGAAGACUGACACAGACUCACCCCUCUGGGUUCCGUCCUCCCCUAGGGUUGAGAAUGAGACAGAGAUAAAAGUUUCUGUGUCCAGCAUUUGACAGUCCGUUUCUGCAGAGAAGAAAAAAGAUAAUGCAACUAUGAGAAUUGCUUUCUCCUUGUUGUCUUUAUGAUAUCUGACAACGCUAAAAUCGUCUUAAAAGAGCACAAUAAACUUUACAUGCCUCACAGGAAUAUAGUGAAGCAUUUAUAAAAAUUUAUAAAAUUUGCUGAAAUUCUUAGGAUUAUGAAUUAUUGUAUCUAAAUGUUUAGAAAUAAUCAUGCAUCAAUCGUUUCCUGGGAAAACACAGCCCAUAGAAAUAGAAGCGUUCUCUCAGCUUCUAAUUAAUCUAAAUGUAAGGCAUGUGGUUAAAUCUCUGAGACCUAGGUAAGGGAGUUGAUUCUAGGAUUAUGUAGGUCCAGAUUAUAAAUAAUGAAGAGUUGUUCACAUGGUUAUAAAUAUUCAUUAUCAGAAAAUAGUAUUUAUUAGCAAUUGCAGGAAAGAUAAAUUGUUUGUACUGAAGAGAAUGAUUAUGAGAAGUAUGUAAGUAGAUGUGAUAGACCAAGUACCAUGCAAAUACACGCAGCAGAUCUGAUCUACAUUCCACUUGUGUAUGUUUUUCCCUACACAAUAUAUCAAUACACACCCACUCCUAUGCAGAGAGAUUAAAAUACACACAAACACAGGCAUGGACAGACACAAUCAAAUUCUUUUUUUCAAGUGAAAAUAUUGAUAAUAUAAAAUAAUUUAAUUGUAAGACUGUGAAACCCUUAACAAUGUAUAAAAAAGAAUGAUAAGACCUUUGAAAGUAGAGUAGCUGAUCAUAUUCAAAUAUUUUUGUAAAGAUAAUCCAGCUUGGGACUUAAUUAUUUGCAAAUAUAGUUUUCUUUCUGCUUUGCAGUUGUAUUGUCUUCCUGUGACUUUCACCUGUUCCUUACGUGCAAUUGAAUAUGAAUCCUUUUUCAAGGACUAUGGAUUAUUGAAAUUUAUGUCCUGUAAAUUUGCUUUUGGGGCAAGUUUUCUCUCUGACUAUUCAUUGUUCAUCCCUCAGGAAGAUCUUUAGCCAAGCACACUUGAAAUGACACAGGAUCUAACUUAUAAAUAUGACAGGAAACAGAUCUUUCAACAUAUUCAUGAAAAUUAGUAAAAUAGAGGUAAUGAUGUAUUUUCUUGAAGUUAGAUGCUUUCCUAUAAAGUUUGCUUAGAGUAAGCUUUGCUGUUUUUGUCAUUUUGGUGCUGGAAAAAAAAAACACCUGCUGAAGGAUUAGACUGUGCAAUUUCUUAACUGGAGAAAGUUCUCUAUUGCUACUAAUGAUAUAUUUGACAAAAGGUAUCUUCAAGCCACUGUUACUGUUUCCAGGUGGACACAAUGCUAUGUAGCAGGCACUGAGAGAAAAGGGACUUGCCUUAAUUUCUAAAGGAGGGAGCAGAUAGAAGUGAACUGUGGUCUUCCAACUGGGUAGAGAGUCCACUAGAAGGGAUUUCUUUGAAAGAGGGGGGUGGGGAGAAGGUGCCUUUGGCUGUCUUCCCUUUAUUGGCCCUGCCCUGAGCACUUAGGGAGCAUGCUGGGGGAGGGGGGGAGGGCGGGGGGAGGGCUAGUGAUAUGCAAUCAGAACUUACCCUCAGCCUGUGCUUCUUUGUCUUAGCUGGGCAGUGUCUUUCUAGACAAGCUACGAGUAAAGGGCUACAAAGAGGCCCCAAGAUGAUAGGCGAUACAUCUUGGUGUACUUUGUGUUCUGCUUGUUUCUUGAGACUUUAUGUCACAAAUUCUGCAAGGCAAAAAAUACAGAAACAAAAUGCAACUUCCAUCUAAUCUACAGCAGGAAGUCAAAGGAGUGGGUGGGAUGGAUGAGGGAACUUAUGCAAAGAGAGUCAUUUUUGGUUUGCUCUCCUGUCUGUAAUUUUGAAGAACCAAAAUGGGAUGCUCCUGCCAUUAUCAUUUAUGUCUCCCUUAUUACUACACAAUCAUGUGAAUGCAGAGAAUGAGGAGGCAUUGUUUCAAGGCCUUAGGAUAUUCUGUAUGAUGACCUCAAUAUUCACUUUCAGCCAUAUUGGGAAAAGUCACUUUCAUGAAGUGCCACCUAUCAGUGAAUGUAUUAGUGCAUAAAGCGUUCGGCAUGUAUAUGCUGUGUGUCUCCACACAUGCAAACACACACACACACACACACACACACACACACACACAGACAUUAUUCAAAUUGAAACUGUACUCUAAUCACUCAACCUAAUUCUAUUGCCAUUAUAACUCUUAAAAUCGACAUCUCCUACAUGAGUAGGCAUAAACAUAAUUCAAAUAUUUAAAUAUUCAAGAGAAAAAAAAUCACUAGGGAAACAAUGAAAAAUGAGAAGGUCAUAAAUAAGAAAUGCCCAGCAGUCUAACUACACUGUCAAUUAUACUUCAAACUAGAGAGUGGAACAGGGAUUUGAAUAUAAAUUACAAACAAGUCCUCAUCUUAAAGUUGUUUAAAGUUCUUUGAGGUUCUGACCUGUUCAGGUUCUCCCCUGUUAGAAUUUUAGUCUGGAAAGUUGGAAGCUUCAGGAAAUGCAUGUUUUUGUGAUUUUUUCAGUUCUACAGUUUUUCAAAUCCAAUGACACAAAUCUUCUAACCUUUGGCCACUCAACUCAAUAAGAGCUCUGUAGGUAGAAUGCUCGCCCUUUGAACUGCUCAUAGAAAAUGUUGCACAGUGUCCCUCAGGAUAUGCUAAACAAGGUUUUUUAAAAGUAUUUUAUUUUACAGCAUUUUAGUCUUUUCAAAUAGACUUUAGUGACACAAUGGUGUAAAUGCUAUAUUUGCCAUAACUCAUUGGUGGCUCCUGUGUUACAUGCGGUUUUAAAUAAUGCUCUAAAUUGUUUGUUUCCCCAAUGACAAUGAUAAAGUGUUCUGUAGAAUUUGUAAAAUGUGUUGAUUGAAUCUGUUGAUAAUUGUGUAAUUUCUAUUUCAUUUGAGAGACUAUUUUUAGGUAUAAGUUCUAAAUAUAUAUUUGUAUGAGUCAAAAGUAUUUGCUGGUAUGUGGUAUGUGUGUGGAAAUGUAUUAUAUCUUAUAAAGAAAAUCAAAGUUAUCCUAAAGAAAAGGGCACAUUAUGACCAGCCUUAAUCCAUUGCCAUUUUGUUGUUGUUGCUGCAAUUUGGGAUUAAAAUUUAAAGAGAAAUUAUGUCUUUGUUAAAAACGGCUUUUUAAAAAAAUGAUAUGAGAAAUGUACUUUAGAACUUACCUGAGUUCCCACAACUUGUGGAGCACCUGAUGCUUCUCAAAAGUUGCAAACAUCCAUUAACUGAUUAAGCUCGUAUUCAUACAAUGAGACUAAAUUCCCAUUUGUUUCUAUCACCAACAGAACUGGCUCACCUCUAAAGCUGUUCUAUGCAUCGAACCCAUUUUGCUUAUAAGUUUCCCAUGAAAAAUUGUUUCUCCAAAGCUUUACUUUUUAAAAUGGGAUCUUCUCGAGUAAGAUGAACUGCCGUGGCUCCCUGAGGGUCGCUCAAGACCCGUCAGCAUUCAGUGAUCCCAACGUGGCUUCCUUUCCAAAAAACAAGCAUGUGACACUCUCACCCUUUUGCUAUCUACCUACGUGUGGUCUCACAUUAGGAAACUCAUGUCUAAUCCGAGGAUCUGCACAGGUUCUCAUGCUCAAAGCAAAAAAUCUGUAAUCUUCCUUUGGCUGGGAUCUGGGUAUGGAAUAUUAAUCUUCUUAUUUCCUCUCUUUCUUCAUCCUCAAUUACCUUUUUUUUUCAUAUUUAGGGUUGCCAGAUAAAAUGCAGAACACCCAAAGUUUCUUUGUAUCCAGUGGAAAACCUAAUAAAGUUCUAGUACCAGAACAUAGGAGAUAUUGAUUUUCGGAUAAACAAUAACUAUUUUUAGUAUAAGAAUGUCCCAAAUAUUUCAUGAGACAUACUUAAAAAUUAUUCACUAUUUAUCUGAAAUUGAAAUUUAACUGGGUGUCCUGUAAUUUUUUCCCCUUUAUCUAGUAACACCAUCCAUCCUGGCUCUCUUUUUCAGCUGGGCUACCUAAAAGGAGUGAAAUCCUACCUCCUUCCACAUCCCCAUGUUAAGAUACCUCAUGAAAAUCAGUAGUCCUAAUGCCCUCCAUUAAGGAAAAUCUUGAUUCAUGCCAAGUCCCACAAAUACUUUAUGAAGGACCAACUCGAAAAUAGAUAAAAUAAUUAAGUAUGUACCUUUCUAAGUUUAACGCCACCACUUUCAAAAUUUCCCUUCACUGGCCUGUUGUGAGGUGCAGAGUGUCUCCCAUUACGCCCUUAAAUAACAUUCCCCAGUAAUUGUGACAACAACAACAACAAAAACACCCACACAGGAAAAUGCCUCUGGAAAGUGGUGUCACCUUCUAACUCAGUACCAGGAUUUCUUUGAAAAUUCAAUCUCUCUCUCCUCUUCUUUUUUCUUCUUUUUUUAAAAGAGAGAGAGGUCACACUUUCUUGACUAUUGGAAGAAGAGAGAGGGUCUGAGAGAUGGACACAGUCCUGUUGGCUCCUCCUCAGGAGAUUGGGUGGGGGUUGGGCAGCGGAUGGGUGACCAGGACAAUGAUGUUAGCACUCAACAAAGAGACUUGCCAAAGCAAAUUAUAACAACCAGCACUUUUUCUGAGGAAUUGAAAACCCAAGAAUCCCCAGAGUGAAAACAGGGAGAUCUUGGGCCCAUUGCAGAGAAUAAAACCGUGGUGGAAUUCCUAAAAUAGAGUUUUCAAAUACUGUUGUACCCAACAGCAAAUCCUUGACAUGGUCUGAAGGUGGAUGGAAUUUUGGAACAGUUUUAGUACCUACCUCCUCUCUUGAAAUUCCCAUAAGUGGUAAGAAAAUUCCAAUCCUAUAAUACAGCAUUUCCACCCCAUGGCCCCACCUGCAACAUUUGUGUGGGUUUGCUUCAUUUCCAAAGGACGGGGAUUUGCAGAGCUGGUGACAUUUCCUCCACUGGAUACCAGAAAUUCACCAGAGGGAGAUGGAUCUGUGCCUUCUCUUUUUAGGGUCUGGUCAUUGAUACUUGGGUAAAUGUGGUGUAAAGAAACUACAUGCCAACAAUUCUGUUUAGCAAAUGUGAUUUUUAAAAAUAAGAUCAUGUUCUUAAUGUAAGAAAAAGUUUCUUUGUAUCUAGUGAAAUGCUGAAUAAAGUCCUGGUACCAGUUCUACUUA